Molecule: messenger RNA, 1509 nt
Organism: Pseudozyma hubeiensis SY62
Lineage: Eukaryota; Fungi; Basidiomycota; Ustilaginomycetes; Ustilaginales; Ustilaginaceae
Product: glucose-6-phosphate 1-dehydrogenase
Exons: 3
Coding region: 1-1509 (502 amino acids)
Biological process (GO): pentose-phosphate shunt, oxidative branch; glucose metabolic process
Cellular component (GO): cytosol
Molecular function (GO): NADP binding; glucose-6-phosphate dehydrogenase activity
Source: RefSeq, a predicted model, not a curated record
AUGCCCGCUUCCAACGCUCCCGCUUUCGAUAAUGACACCGUCAUCGUAGUGCUUGGUGCCUCGGGUGAUCUGGCAAAGAAGAAGACCUUCCCCGCCCUCUUCAACCUCUUCCGUCUCGGCUUGCUUCCCAAGACCACCCACAUCAUCGGAUAUGCACGAACAAAGAUGGACAGGGACACCUUUGCUGAGAAGGCGACAGGUCAUCUCAAAAACGUCGACGAUGACAAGGGCAAGGAGGACGUGAAGAAGUUCCUUGACAUCUGCCAGUACAUCUCGGGCCAGUACGAUGAGGACGCUUCGUUCCAGAACCUCAACAAGGAGAUGGAGCGCAUCGAGGGAGAGAUGAAGCACGACCACCCCAGCCGACUCUUCUACAUGGCCUUGCCGCCCAACGUCUUCACCGUGGUCGCAAAGGGUCUCAAGAAGAACUGCUACUCGGACAAGGGUCACAACCGAAUCGUCAUCGAAAAGCCCUUCGGCAAGGACCUCGAAAGCAGCCGAGAGAUGAUCGGCGCGCUCAAGGGCCUCUGGAAGGAGGAGGAGACCUUCCGCAUCGACCACUACCUCGGAAAAGAGAUGGUCAAGAACCUGCUCAUCAUGCGAUUUGGUAACCCCUUCAUCGAUGCCGGUUUGAACAACAAGCUCGUUGACAACGUGCAGAUCACCUUCAAGGAGCCCUUUGGCACCGAGGGUCGCGGCGGCUACUUUGACGAGUUUGGCAUUAUUCGCGACAUUCAGCAGAACCAUCUUUCGCAAGUGCUCUCCUUGCUGGCCAUGGAGCGACCCAAGUCGUUCUCGGCAGAGGACAUCCGUAACGAAAAGGUCAAGGUGCUCAAGGCGGUGCCUGCCAUCGAGGAGAAGGAUGUGCUCAUCGGACAGUACACAGCCGCCAACGGCAAGCCAGGGUACAAGGACGACGACACGGUCCCCAAGGACAGCAACUGCCCCACCUUCGCCGCUCUCGCGCUGCACGUGAACAACGACCGCUGGAAGGGUGUUCCGUUCAUCCUCAAGGCGGGCAAGGCGUUGGACGAGGCCAAGGUGGUGAUCCGCGUCCAGUUCAAGGACACGCCAGAGGGCCUCUUCGACAAUCUUCCGCGCAACGAGCUGGUGAUCCGCAUCCAGCCCGACGAGGCGGUCUAUCUCAAGAUGAAUGCCAAGAAACCCGGGCUCGAGAUGGCUACGCUGCCCGCCGACCUCGACCUGACGUACAAGGAGCGCUUCUCCGAAGUGCGCAUCCCCGAGGCUUACGAGGCGCUCAUUCUCGACGCACUCAACGGCGACCACUCCAACUUUGUGCGAGACGACGAGCUGGACGUGUCGUGGGCCAUCUUUACGCCGUUGCUGCACGCAAUCGAUGCAGGCAAGAUCAAGAACGAGCCGUACGAGUACGGCAGCCGUGGACCUGCUUCGCUCAACGACUUUAUCGCGCGCUACGGCUACAAGCGCACCAACGACUCUUACGAUUGGCCCAAGACCAACGUCAAGAAGGUCCAAGGGAAAAUGUAA